GUGCAAAAGUGGACAUGUUGCAAGCACCGACUCGCUAAAUGGAAGAUCAUGGGCUGGUCUUUGAAAGUUCAGAGGCUGUGGAGGUGGUCAGCUCCUUCAAUCAAAUGGGCUUGAAGGAAGAUGUCCUCCGUGGAGUCUUCGCGUAUGGCUUCGAGAAGCCUUCGCCAGUGCAGCAAAGAGCCAUCAGACCAAUUCUACAAGGCCGAGAUGUCAUUGUCCAAUCUCAGAGUGGCACAGGCAAGACCUCGGUUUUUUGCUUGGGAGCUCUACAGGCUGUUGAUGUUUCACGGAUGGACCCCCAGGCUAUUUUGCUUUCACCCACAAGGGAGCUCGCCGUUCAAAGUGCCAAGGUUUGCUUGGCAUUGGGAGACUAUUUGAACUGCAAGAUACAUACAUGCUUGGGUGGAAAGAAUGUCAAGGAAGGCAUCAAAGCCAUCCAAGCAGGUGUUCACAUUAUUUCUGGUACUCCUGGUAGAGUGCUGAGCAUGAUACGGCAGCAACAUCUACCUGUGAAGCGCAUGAAGAUCCUUGUUCUCGAUGAAGCUGAUGAAAUGUUCAGCAAGGGAUUCAAAGAGCAGGGACUUCCUCGAAUUGGAUUUCCUGUUGGCGACAGUAAGGUCUAUGGCAUCAAACGUCUACUACCUUUGCUUCAGAUAGUCCUGGUCUCGGCCACUUUGCCACCUGAGGUGCUGGAGUUGACGACGGAGUUCAUGAGAAAACCCUUCCGCCUUCUUGUGAAGCGACAGGAACUCUCGCUGCAAGGCAUCCAGCAGUUCUACGUGGCAGUUCACAAGGAGCAAUGGAAGUUCGACACAUUGUGUGACAUUUUUGAUUCUGUAGCAAUCACACAAGCCGUCAUUUUCUGCAAUAACCGCAAGAAAGUGGACUGGCUGGCGAAAAAGAUGAGAGAAAACAAUUUUCCCAUUUCUGCCAUCCACGGCGACAUGCUGCAGAAGGAUCGAGAUGCUGUAAUUGAGGCUUUUCGAGAAGGUCGUUCGAGGCAGCUCAUUGCCACUGACCUGUUGGGCCGCGGCUUGGACGUCCAGCAGGUGACACUUGUGAUUAACUACGACGUCCCCACAAGCCGAGAGUUCUAUUUGCAUCGCAUUGGCCGAUCUGGCCGCUUUGGCAGAAAGGGUGUCGCUGUGAACUUUGUCAGGACCGAAGACGAGGCUUUGAUUGCAGACCUUGAAAAGUUCUACUCGAUCUCCAUCAAGGAACUGCCAGCCAACUUUGCGGCAAUCCUGCGAUGAGCAGCAAACCUGAAGAGCGUUUUAAGAGGCUGUUGCAAAGCGUUGCCAGCUGCUCUUCUGAUAAUGCACCUUUAGACUGAGGGGACGACAAAGUGUUUGGAACAUUCACUUAUGUCUCUUGUUCAAGCGCGUUCACCCUUGGCGCCCUCGGCCAA
Molecule: messenger RNA, 1408 nt
Organism: Durusdinium trenchii
Lineage: Eukaryota; Dinophyceae; Suessiales; Symbiodiniaceae
Source: the annotation of a GenBank genome assembly